Vigna angularis (adzuki bean) is the source of this 2223-nucleotide messenger RNA. RefSeq names its product probable galacturonosyltransferase 12. The record is from RefSeq and is a predicted model, not a curated record. The coding region runs from base 343 to 1944 and encodes 533 amino acids. The transcript is spliced from 6 exons. Gene Ontology annotation, molecular function: polygalacturonate 4-alpha-galacturonosyltransferase activity. NCBI's taxonomy places the organism in Eukaryota, Viridiplantae, Streptophyta, Magnoliopsida, Fabales, Fabaceae.
UCCUUCUCAGUCUUAUGUCUCUUUCUCCUUAACAACCCCCUCCUCUCAUAGCCCUCCACAACAAUAUUAAAAGCCUCAAACACCCCCAUUGACAUGCUGCCUGUCCCAAAUGCUAAGCAAGGUUAGGUGAAGAUAGCAACGUUGAGCAGCAUCAAAAACCUUCCUUUUUGCAGAAUAACCUGACGUGGGAUCUUGAAGUUUUUUCAACACUGUCAUUGAUCAGAUGGUGAAUUUUGUCAAAUGAAAAGAACUAAAACUACUGGUUGAAGAGGAGGGACUCCGGGCAGUGUUGGUGUGUUUCCACUUUUUGGUGUUUCCUUGCCUUGUUGUGUUUUGGAUAAAAUGUUGCUACAGAUAUCACCCAGUUUGAGGCAUGUCACUGUGCUUCCGGGAAAAGGGUUGAAGGAAUUUAUCAAAGUGAAGGUUGCAUCAAGGAGGCUAUCUUAUCGGAUGCUCUUCUAUUCACUCUUGUUCUUCACAUUCCUUCUUAGGUUUGUGUUUGUUCUGACAGCAGUGGAUAACAUUGAUGGAGAAAACAAGUGUUCUUCCAUAGGUUGCCUGGGAAAAAAAUUGAGGCCAAAGAUUUUGGGAAGAAGUCUUGAGUCAAAUGUCCCAGAAGUAAUAUACAAAAUAUUAGACCAACCUCUUGGAAAAGAUGAAUUAGAGCAAAGGACUGAUAUACCUCAGACUUUAGAAGAGUUCAUGGUCCUAAUAAAGGAAGGUGGAUAUGAUGCCAAGACAUUUGCAAUUAAACUCAGAGAAAUGGUGACCCUUAUGGAACAAAGAACCAGAGAAGCCAAAAUCCAAGAGUAUUUAUAUCGUCAUGUAGCAUCAAGCAGCAUACCAAAACAGCUUCACUGCCUUGGCUUGAAGCUGGCCAAUGAGCACACCAACAAUGCAGCUGCACGCCUUCAGCUACCCUCUGCAGAACUUGUCCCUGCUCUGGUUGACAACAACUACUUUCACUAUGUUCUUGCCUCCGACAAUGUGCUCGCUGCCUCUGUGGUUGCAACAUCACUUGUUCGCAACAGUUUGCAACCUCAGAAGGUUGUUCUGCACGUAAUUACAGACAGAAAGACUUACUAUCCCAUGCAAGCUUGGUUCUCCUUGCACCCUUUAUCACCUGCCAUAAUUGAAGUCAAGGCACUGCACCACUUCGAUUGGUUUACAAAGGGAAAGGUGCCUGUGCUGGAAGCAAUGGAAAAAGAUCAAAAUGUGAGAUCACAGUUUCGAGGAGGAUCAUCAGCUAUUGUUGCAAAUACUACUGAGAAGCCUAGAGCAAUUGCAGCAAAGCUGCAAACACUUAGUCCUAAGUAUAAUUCAGUAAUGAAUCACAUUCGCAUACAUCUUCCAGAGCUGUUCUCAAGCCUUAGCAAGGUGGUCUUCCUGGACGAUGACAUUGUGGUACAAACUGAUCUUUCACCUCUGUGGGAUAUUGACAUGAAUGGAAAAGUCAAUGGAGCAGUAGAAACAUGCAGUGGAGAAGACAAGUAUGUUAUGUCAAAGAGGUUGAAAAGCUAUUUGAACUUCUCACACCCUUUAAUAUCCCAAAAUUUUGAUCCCAACGAAUGUGCUUGGGCUUAUGGCAUGAACAUUUUCGACCUUGAUGCUUGGAGGAAGACCAAUAUAAGCUCUACAUACCAUUACUGGGUUGAGCAGAAUAUAAAAUCAGACCUCAGUUUGUGGCAGCUAGGGACAUUACCACCUGGAUUAAUAGCAUUCCAUGGUCAUGUCCACAGUAUUGAUCCUUUCUGGCACAUGCUGGGAUUGGGAUAUCAGGAAAGUACAAGUUUUGCUGAUGCUAAGGGUGCUGGUGUCAUCCAUUUCAAUGGCAGGGCAAAGCCAUGGCUAGAUAUAGCUUUUCCUCAUCUAAGGCCAUUGUGGACUAAAUACAUUGACUUCUCAGAUUACUUCAUAAAGAGCUGCCAUAUCAAGGCAUUGUAACUUUGAUCAUGAGAAAAAAAAUGGCUUUUUUUGAUGGGUGGAAUGAAUGGUAUGUGCAUAUAGAAGAAGAUGGAAAUGAGAGGACUUCUUCAAAGCAUGUGCCCUUCCACCACCACAAAGAAGUGGCAAGACAACAAUCUAUGGGCUCCUUGGAAAGAUGCACGCUUUUGUUUCAAUUUUCCUUUUUAACUAUUCAGUUGAAAUUCUUUUUCUCUUCAAUUCGCAAUGUAAGUAUGAGUAUUAGAUCAUAUAUAUAAGAAAAUGCAGUUCUUUGGAAAA